This is a messenger RNA of Triplophysa dalaica, 2395 nucleotides long. RefSeq names its product potassium channel subfamily K member 4 (gene kcnk4b). Gene Ontology annotation, biological process: stabilization of membrane potential; potassium ion transmembrane transport. The record is from RefSeq and is a predicted model, not a curated record. Gene Ontology annotation, cellular component: membrane. NCBI's taxonomy places the organism in Eukaryota, Metazoa, Chordata, Actinopteri, Cypriniformes, Nemacheilidae. Gene Ontology annotation, molecular function: potassium ion leak channel activity.
CUGAGGCUCUGUCUGAUUGAGUACCUUUUCAUUCUUGGGCAUUUAGCAACAGACACACACGCUCACACACACGCUCUGUGUAGUGAGAAGCUGAAAGAAAUCCUGCAGUUUGCGGCUGCAACUGUGCUGGACAUGCAGAACCGUGAGCACUGAGGUGGGAGAUGGGCUUGCGAACUUGUGUUGUCUCCUCAGUCAGAUCGUGAGGACGAGGGUGUUUUACAUGGUUACGGGUCCAGAGACUCCAUCCUUAGCAACUGCCACAGGCGGAGCUGGAACAGCCGGAAGAGGGAGAAGGAAACAGACUGUCCUGUCUCGAAGAAGACGAACAGCAGUGGUGGAAAGCAGAAGAAACGGGACUGCAGAACUAAAAUCAUGCAAUGCUCCACCCUUUUUCUUGUUCUCACCGGAGUGCUCCUGUACCUGGUGAUGGGAGCUCUGGUGUUCAAUGCCAUCGAGGCUCCUUAUGAAGAAAGCCACCAUGAUGAACUGCAAACUAUCCGUAAUGAGUUUCUAGGCAACUACACGUGUGUGGAUCAAGACCAUCUAGAGUUGCUGAUAAAUAAGGUGGCAGAGGCUAUCAGUGUUGGAGUUGACCCAAGCAGUAACACAACAUUCAGCACCAGUUGGGACCUGGCCAGCGCUUUCUUCUUCUGUGGCACCAUUGUCACCACCAUUGGUUAUGGAAAUAUCUCUCCAAAGACACCGUGGGGUCAGUUCUUCUGUAUCUGGUUUACGCUGAUUGGAAUUCCCUUGUUUGGCUUUCUGCUGGCCGCUGCUGGAGAUCAUCUGGGGACAUCGCUGAGGAAAGCCAUCGCUAAAAUUGAAGCUCUUUUAUGGAAGUGGAAGGUGAGCCCAACCAUUGUGCGUGUCAUCAGCGCCCUGCUUUCCAUCCUUCUGGGCUGUGUUCUCUUCGUAUUUGUGCCAACUUUAGUUUUUCAAAAGGUGGAAGAUUGGACCCUUCUAGAGUCCUCCUACUUUGUGGUAAUCACACUAACAACUGUGGGCUUUGGAGACUAUGUCGCAGGUGACAGCAGUAAAGCGGGUCAAGAUCACUGGUACAAGCCUCUAGUGUGGUUCUGGAUUCUGUUCGGUUUGGCCUAUUUUGUGUCCAUUCUCACCAUGAUUGGGAACUGGAUUCUCGUUCUUACCCAAAAAACCAGAGCUGAGAUGGAAGAGUUGAGAGCGCACGCCUCAGACUGGACUCAGAACAUUCAGAACAUGUCCGUGGAUUUCCGCAUUGCCGGAAAACUGGACGAUCUCAAGAGCACCCGAAGAAAGCGCCGCCACAAGCGCCACAGACGCAGUGGGAGUCAAGGUGGAUUGGGCGAAGCUGGGUCAGAGGGCAAAGGGGAGAACGAAUCAGAAUCCGGAUCGUACUCGGGUUCUUCGGACGAGUCGGAGAGCAGUUCUGAAACCGAUUCUGACGUGACCAAGACAGACAGGGUCCCAGAGGGAGAAAGUGCCAAAGAUUUAGAAAAAGAGGAAAAGGUCUCCACUAAAGAUCCAACUAUCUCUCAACCCCUGGAAUAUUUUGGUGAAAACCUCGCUUUCAUUGACGAGUCAUCAGAUGCAGUGAGCGGGAAGGUUCACCUGGAUCCCUUCCUGGAUAAAUCAGAAUCCAACCCAACUUCAAUUGACAGGCCCAAACGGAGACGACAGAGGAGACACUUGAGAAGGGAUCUGAAAAAACCUAAGAUCACCAUAAUAAGUCCAAAUGAAGUGAGCAUCGACGAGCACGUGGCCUUAAAUGGAGACAUUCAGCAAAAGGACCCCUCUCCGCUUCAGCCGAAGCUGUGAGCAAACAAGGUGUCCGUGGGGUUCGUAGUUCCUCAGAAAUGUCUUUUUGACAUGGGUCACCCGAAUUGAAACUAUACUAGCUUUGGUAUGCUGUGCUUAAUUUUGAAGGCACAUUAUUCUCAGAUUUUACUGGGAUACAAAAAAGAAUCUGUCCAUGUGCCUAAAACGAGAAUCAGAUUACUGUAUAUCACAUCUUGGACACCUCAGCAUGAGCAAGAACUUUUAUGGGGUAAUCAGAUAGCUAUGCACUGACUUUAGUCCUACAUUUAUAUGCGGAAAGUUCAUGAUCACAUCAUUAGUGCCAUCUACUGGAUUGUUCUGAUAUAAUCAGAUAUGAUUUCUACACAUUGACUGUACUGAAUGCUGUGUAUGGAUUCCAUGACUGUUUUAUUCUCUGUGCCUUUUACCACUAUUCUCAUUUAAUAACUUGAAAACAAUAAAGGAAUGUCACUUCAAAUAAUUAUUCAGGUGAAAUCUUGGUUUGAUUCACAUAAAAUACACAUUAAAAAUGAAAAGUAUAAAUAUCUGCCAAAUGCAUAAAUUUAAACUAAGCCUGUCUCCAUCUAAUGUACAUAAACUGAACCUACUCAUUUUUAUU